AUGCUGCUCAAGGAAAACAGUCAUGGAGAUCAGUUUCCGGUGGGCAUGCGAGUCCUUGCAAUCGAUGCUAACUUUGUCUGUCUCAAAUAUCUCGUUACAGUACUUCAACAAUGUCGAUAUAAAGUCACUGCAACAACCGAUGCAGAAGAAGCUCUUCAAAUUUUAAGGAACAAAAAUGAGGAAUUCGAUAUUGUGAUUACCGAUGUCGUAAGGGAGGACAUAGAUGGCUUCAAGCUUCUGCAAAUCAUAAGCCUGGAAAUGGAUAUACCAGUUGUUAUGGUGUCUGCUAAUGAUGAUGUAUCCAACAUAAUGAGAAGUAUAAAGCAUGGGGCUCGAGACUACUUGCUGAAACCAGUUCGACUACAGGAGAUGAUGAAUAUUUGGCAACACGUUAUCAGAAAAAAUCUUGAUAACCCAGAGAAAUCUAGCAUUACCAAAGAAAUAAUAGAUCAAAAAACAUCAACUCUGAAAAGAACUAGAAACCAAUCAACAAAGGAAGAGGAUGAAUCGACAAAGGAAGAGGGUGAGACCAACACUCACCCUGAUAUUGCUUCCUCUUCCCGGAAGAAGUUGAGGAUGACAUGGACCCAAGAACUACAUGAAAGAUUUCUUGAUGCUAUUCAGGAACUAGGCAAUGAAGAGGCAGUUCCAAAUACUAUACUCAAAAUCAUGAACGUUCCUGGACUCACACGGGAGAAUGUUGCUAGCCAUCUUCAGAAGUAUAGAAAUAUCUUGAAGAAGCAAAAAGCUACAAUGAAUCAACAGAAAAAUGGUGAGCCCAAUUUGAAUAGAAAUUCAACGAACAUGCAUGGUUGUUACACUGCCUAUCAAAGUACAAGUGCAGUGCCUAGUAACAUUCAUCCUGUAAAUCUUGUUCCAAGUUCUGAAGAAUUAGCUAGCUCAAAGCAGCUGUACCAGUACUACAUGCAAUCUCGACAGGACCCAAUGGAGCAAGGGAUGAAUAAUCAUGUGUAUGGAAAUCCCCCUUCAACUCCAUUGCCAACCGAAAACUACCUUCCUGUGCCGGACUUCAAAUUGUUGAAGUUUCCAAGUGUCUUUCCAGGAAUCAAGGUGGUUGAUGGAUGCUUGGGAAUUUCUUCAGGUCCAAGUAAUACACCACCUUUUAGUCCUUCCAUCCCUGAUGUUUGCUACAUUCCAUCCACUCAAAUGCUUGAAGAUGAUGCUUCGACUCAAAUAGAUGCAAUUCCCCAGCAUGGUUUAGUUGCGUGGCCUCCUCAAGAUUUUGGACCUGUGUCAAUUGGACUAAAACUCAUUUGA
Messenger RNA from Quercus robur (English oak), 1278 nucleotides. RefSeq names its product two-component response regulator ARR10-like. Gene Ontology annotation, molecular function: DNA binding. Gene Ontology annotation, biological process: cytokinin-activated signaling pathway; phosphorelay signal transduction system. Lineage: Eukaryota; Viridiplantae; Streptophyta; Magnoliopsida; Fagales; Fagaceae. The coding region runs from base 1 to 1278 and encodes 425 amino acids. The transcript has 6 exons. The record is from RefSeq and is a predicted model, not a curated record.